GUUUGGGGGGCGUCAGGAUUAUAUUCGCCAUGGCUCGUCUCGGUCGUCGCGGCUUCCUUGGUGUCGCCAUUGUCUUCCACCUCGUCUACCUGCUGUCCAUUUUCGAUGUCUACUUCCGCAGCCCGAUCGUCAGUGGCAUGCAAGCAUUCAGCGUCGAUGCUCCGAAAGCCCCAGCUAAGCGAUUAGUGCUGUACGUCGGUGACGGUCUGCGCGCCGACAAAGCAUUCCAAUCCUUCCCCGACCCGUCUCCCUCAGCCAACGAUACGUCUGCCGACGAGCUCCGCCCAUUAGCACCAUUCCUGCGGUCCAGAGUACUACAGCACGGCACCUUUGGUGUUUCGCAUACGCGUGUGCCAACUGAAUCCAGACCGGGCCAUGUUGCGCUGAUUGCAGGCUUGUAUGAGGAUGUGUCUGCCGUCACGACAGGCUGGAAGCUGAACCCUGUCAACUUUGACAGCGUAUUCAACAGAAGCGCACAUACAUGGCAAUGGGGUAGUCCUGAUAUCCUGCCGAUGUUCUCGACAGGCGCGGUACCCGGGCGUGUUACGGACGAGAUGUAUGGCGCGGAGUUCGAAGACUUUAGCAAGGACGCCACGGAGCUGGACUACUGGGUGUUCGACCGGGUCAAGGCGCUCUUCAAGAAGGCCCGAACGGACACUGACUUGAAUGCACGCCUUCGCGAAGACAAGGUUGUCAUCUUUCUCCACCUACUUGGAUUGGACACGACAGGCCAUUCGUACAGGCCAUACUCGCGCGAGUACCUUCACAACAUCAAGAUCGUCGACGAAGGUGUCCGAGAGAUCACCGAGCUCAUCGAUGACUUCUACGGCGACGGUGAGACCGCUUAUGUCUUCACAGCUGAUCAUGGCAUGAGCGAUUGGGGCAGCCAUGGUGACGGCCAUCCAGACAACACCCGCACGCCGCUCAUCGCCUGGGGCGCUGGCGUAGCGAAACCAGUCGUCUCAAAUGGCGUGGCUCCAGGCCACGAGGACGGCUUCUCACAUGACUGGCAUCUUGACCAUGUACAGCGUCACGAUGUUGCACAGGCAGAUGUUGCAGCAUUGAUGGCGUACCUUGCCGGAUUGGAAUUUCCUGUGAACUCAGUCGGCGAGCUGCCGCUCGAAUAUCUCAGCGCUGACGACAGCGAGAAGGCAAAAGCCAUCCUUGUCAAUGCGCGCCAGAUUCUGGAAAUGUAUCGUGUCAAGGAGGAGCAGAAGAAGGCUAUUGUCAUGCAGUACAGGCCAUACAGGCAUUUUGCAAGCGCGGAACAGACGCCAAGCCGUCGCCUAGCAUCAGUGGAAGCAGCCAUCAGCAAAGGGCAGUAUCAGAACGCUAUUGCAGCCGCCGACGAGCUCAUUCAGCAGGGACUGGAGGGUCUGCGGUACCUGCAAACAUACGACUGGCUCUUCCUCCGGACUCUGGUGACUCUAGGCUAUGCCGGCUGGAUCGCCUUUGCCUUCACCACCGCAGUGGAUGCGUACAUGCUUGACGGCCAGUACGAUGCCGAACGGACCGUCGCAAGCACGGCUGUCUUCACCGCCGCGUUGGUGGCCCUGUACAGCUUCCUUUUCAUUCAGUCCUCUCCUUUCACGUAUUACUUGUACGCUUUCUUUCCGGCGCUCUUCUGGGAAGAAGUCUUCGUACGCCGAAAGGCGCUCUCCGAGGGCAGGAAAAGGUUGUUCUCGAAGCUAUCGCAGCAGGACGCUUGGAAGCUCGCAUUCAACAUUGCAGCUUACCUGGGCAUCCUCGAAGUAAUGGUGCAAAGUUACUAUCAUCGCGAAAUCUACACAAUCUGCUACUUACUUGGUGCGGCUUGGCCUGCUACUUACGGCCUAGAUUUCCUUAAAGAUAACGGUCUCCUUUGCAUCACUUGGGCGCUUAGUUGUGUUUCCAUGAGUGUCUUUACUCUGCUUCCAGCCAUCAAAGUUGAGACUCCGAGUCUUAUCUGGCUUGGUGGUGCAUUGAUACUGGUCUUGGGCGUGGUCUACAUCGCGCUCGAGAAGAGUCUGCUUGUUUCGGCCGCGCCGAGCAAAGACGGCUUGAGCGCUCCAAAGGCGGAUGGCUUAAGCAGGACAAUCUUGGGCGUCCAAGUCGGCUUGGUCGCGCUCGCAAUGUUCGUUACACGGUCAAGCAUCGCUUCUCUGCAGGCUAAGCAAGGCCUACCUUUGGGCACGCAGAUGCUAGGCUGGAUCACUCUAGUUGCUUCCUUGGUUGUCCCCUUCCUGCACGCUCUGCAACCACGCGACCACUACCUUCACCGUCUGGCUGUCAUCUUCCUUGCGUUCGGGCCCAUGUUCAUCAUCUUGACGAUCUCGUACGAAGGCCUGUUCUACUUCGCCAUCGCCACCACUCUCAUCUCGUGGGUCCGUCUCGAGCAUCGCAUACAUCAGCACUUCUCACCUCACGCGUCUGAACUGGACCAAGCACCGCUCGAGUUGAGCAGCCCGCUAGCACCUGCGCUUGAUGUUGCUAGUGACCGCGAAGAGGCGCUCAAGAAAGGCGACUACCGAUCGCUAACUCUUUCCGACGCUCGCAUUUGCCUCUUCUUCAUUUACCUACUGCAAUCGGCAUUCUUCAGCACGGGCAAUAUCGCUUCAAUCUCGUCUUUCUCCCUUGACGCAGUAUACAGGCUGCUCCCGGUCUUUGACCCCUUCAGCCAAGGCGCGCUACUUGUGCUGAAGAUCCUCGCACCCUUCGCAUUAGUCUCGGCGAAUCUUGGGAUAUUGACACAUCGGCUUCGGUUGCGUGGAGGAAGUCUUUUCGCUGUCGUUAUGGGCAUUGGAGACUACCUCACGCUACGGUUCUUCUGGGAGGUCAGGGAUGAAGGGUCCUGGCUCGAUAUCGGCCAGAGCAUCACUAAUUUUGCCAUUGCAAGCUUGUUGUGCGCGUUCGUGGCCGCGCUCGAGGCAUUGAGUGGAGUCUUGGUGCGCGGACUAGAGUUUGCGGACGAACGGCGCUCGAAGGACGGCGUGGCGACGAACGGUUCGCUCAAAGGGAAGCCAAGAGAGACUGAUGCAGCGAAAGAGGGCGGUCGUGGCAUGUGAAGGGGUGCAUAGACUAGACAAGAUUGACUACACCUUCGAAAUUUCUCUCA
Baudoinia panamericana UAMH 10762 is the source of this 3094-nucleotide messenger RNA. RefSeq lists its product as uncharacterized. Gene Ontology annotation, cellular component: endoplasmic reticulum membrane. The transcript is spliced from 5 exons. The record is from RefSeq and is a predicted model, not a curated record. Lineage: Eukaryota; Fungi; Ascomycota; Dothideomycetes; Mycosphaerellales; Teratosphaeriaceae. Gene Ontology annotation, molecular function: mannose-ethanolamine phosphotransferase activity. Gene Ontology annotation, biological process: GPI anchor biosynthetic process. Bases 30 to 3044 code for a protein of 1004 amino acids.